Drosophila grimshawi is the source of this 3420-nucleotide messenger RNA. It is a transcript of the gene Cul4, whose product is annotated as cullin-4A. Bases 330 to 2810 code for a protein of 826 amino acids. Lineage: Eukaryota; Metazoa; Arthropoda; Insecta; Diptera; Drosophilidae. The record is from RefSeq and is a predicted model, not a curated record. Gene Ontology annotation, biological process: protein ubiquitination; DNA damage response; ubiquitin-dependent protein catabolic process. The transcript has 11 exons. Gene Ontology annotation, molecular function: ubiquitin protein ligase binding. Gene Ontology annotation, cellular component: Cul4-RING E3 ubiquitin ligase complex.
UAACGCGUAUAUUGUGUCAUUAUCUUCCUCAGCUGAAAUUUUAGUGCGCGCACAUAGUAAGGAACGUGGACUUGAACAAAGAAAGUGCCUUUUGCCAAAGCUAUACAAUUUAUUGCUGAUGGCGACAGCGAGAAGUGUGCGAAACUAGCGAAAGACAUUUCACAUAUCGAUAUCGUCGUACUUGUUUAGUACCAGCACGGGCAUUGCGACCGGCAGCUUUUUGGAUCGAACGUCAGCGGGUCAGCAACAAUCAAGGUCCAGCGCCAGCGCGGUGAGCAUUAAAAGGCUCCAGCGUAUUGGACACUACACACUCAUUCUCAUUCCAAGCAAUGAGUGCUGCUAAGAAAUAUAGGCCUAUGGAUACGACUGAACUAAACGACACUGAGAAUAUUGCCGCCUGUUUGAAAAAGGGUGACAGCAGCAAUCCAAUAACGACGACGACGACGACAACAGCAACAACAACAAACCGAAGCGCCUUCGCCGCCCAAAAUAUGAAUUCGGCAGCGUCCACAAAUGGCGAACGAUUGCCAAAUUUUUCGAUGCUGGGACCGCAUCAUGGCAAUGAUAUACGUGCGGCAUCAACUACCUCAAAUCUUCUUAAUCGCAUGGGAGCCAUACACAACACCAAGCCGGGUGAUGUUAAAAAGAUUGUUAUUAAGAACUUCAAGGCUAAACCCACACUGCCCGAUAACUAUUCUGAGGACACUUACGUGAAGCUGGAAGAGGCCGUUCUCGCCAUCCAAUUGUCCAAGCCCAUUAAAUAUUCCCUGGAAGAGCUCUACCAGGCCGUUGUGAAUAUGUGCAGCCAUAAAAUGGAUGCACAAUUAUAUGCCAAACUUAAGGAGCUGACGGAACAGCACGUUAAACGUAAUAUCAAACUGAAGGAGCUCACUGGUGGCAGCAUGGACAAACUAGUAUUGCUGGAAAAAAUCAACAAUUGGUGGUUAUCAUUCUGCCAGCAAAUGAUCAUGAUACGUAGUAUAUUUUUAUAUAUGGAUCGCACCUAUGUGCUGCAAAAUUCACUUAUACACUCGAUAUGGGACAUGGGGCUGGACCUCUUUCGCAUACACUUUGCCCAGAACAGCGUUGUACAGAAGCGCACUGUGGACGGCCUGCUUACGCUCAUCGAGAAGGAACGCCAGGGCGCAACCGUGGAUCGUGGUUUGCUUAAGAGCUUGGUGCGUAUGCUGUGUGACCUGCAGAUAUAUAGCAGCGCAUUUGAGGAGAAGUUCCUUGAUGCAACUAAUCAACUGUACAAGGCUGAGAGUCAACGCAAAAUGCAGGAGUUGGAGGUGCCCGAGUACUUACAGCAUGUGAGCAAACGCCUCGCCGAGGAGAAUGAGCGUCUCUUGCAUUAUCUAGACUCCAGCACAAAACAUCCUUUAAUAUAUAAUGUGGAAAAGGAACUGCUUGCCGAACAUUUAACGACAAUUCUGCAAAAGGGCCUUGACUCACUUCUAGAGGACAACAGACUGAACGAUCUAACCCUUUUGUAUGGCCUGCUUAGUCGCGUCAAAAACGGCACUUCCGAGCUCUGCGGCAAUUUCAAUGGUUACAUCAAGAAAAAGGGACGCACCAUUGUCAUCGAUCCCGAGAAGGACAAGAGUAUGGUGCAAGAUCUGCUGGACUUCAAGGACAAAAUGGAUGUCAUUGUGCGUAAUUGCUUUGAGCACAAUGAGAAAUUCACAAAUUCGCUGCGCGAAGCCUUCGAAUUCUUCAUUAAUCAGCGCGCCAACAAACCGGCUGAACUAAUUGCUAAAUAUGUGGAUAUGAAAUUGCGCUCAGGCAACAAGGGCACCACCGACGAGGAGCUGGAAAAGACGUUGGAUAAGAUCAUGGUUCUGUUUCGUUUUAUACAUGGCAAGGACGUCUUUGAAGCAUUCUACAAAAAGGAUCUGGCCAAGCGUUUGCUCGUGGGCAAAUCUGCCUCGGUGGACUCGGAGAAGAGCAUGUUGUCGAAAUUGAAACAGGAAUGCGGUGGCGGUUUCACAUCUAAACUGGAGGGCAUGUUCAAGGAUAUGGAACUGAGUCGUGAUGUCAAUUUGGCAUUUCGAGGUCAUGCGCUUAGCAACGAUCGUGAUGUGACCAAUCUGGAUUUAACCGUCAGCAUACUGACCAUGGGCUAUUGGCCAACAUACACGCCCACCGAGGUCACAAUGCCGCCCCAAUUUAUCAAUCCCCAACAAAUAUUCAACAAGUUCUAUCUGGAGAAACACAGCGGGCGAAAGCUACAAUGGCAGCCAACACUGGGCAAUUGCGUAUUGCGUGCAAGUUUCGAUGCGGGUCCCAAAGAGCUGUUGGUGUCACUCUUCCAAGGACUCGUGCUGCUGUUGUUCAACGACAAACCGAUGUUGAGCUACGAGGAGAUAUUGGCUGCCACCAGCAUUGAGGAUGGUGAGCUGCGACGCACUCUGCAGUCGCUGGCCUGCGGACGUGCGCGUGUCAUCACCAAGACACCGAAGGGACGCGACAUUGAGGAUAAGGAUCAAUUUGAUUUCAAUAAUGAGUUCAUCAAUAAAUUGUUUCGCAUCAAAAUUAAUCAAAUACAAAUGAAGGAAACGAAUGAGGAGCAGAAGGCGACGGAGGAACGUGUUUUUCAGGAUCGUCAGUAUCAAAUUGAUGCGGCCAUUGUGCGCAUUAUGAAAAUGCGUAAAACGCUUAGCCACAAUUUGCUCAUCACCGAGUUGUUCAACCAGCUAACGUUUCCCGUUAAACCUGCUGAUCUGAAAAAGCGCAUCGAGUCACUGAUCGAUCGGGAUUAUAUGGAGCGGGACAAGGAUAAUCAAAAUCAAUACAACUAUGUGGCAUAAAUACGCGGAAAUUCAAUUUUUUGGCCAACUAACUCAGAACACAAAAUCAUUAAAGUUAUUUUUUAUCUUGAAAUCAUACCGUACAUCUGAACAAGUCCAACGAAAGAUUUUUUUUUUGUAUCUGUAAACAUUGAGAAAACAUGAAUUUCAUAUUGUAGUUAUAGUUCGAACACGAUCCCACAGAGUUUUAAGUGGUGGCUAGUGUAGUUGCUGCAAUUCGUUUUCUUUGUGUGUUAUACUGUAUUAUCUAAAAAAAAAUUAGUCGUUUAAUUUAACAAAAUGCUAUGCGGCUUCAAAGGUCAAAAGAAAAUGUUGCAACACGUGUGUUUUGUUGUUAACGAUAUAAACUAUCUAGAACGUCAACAGCAACAUUAAAAUGAACUUCACAAACUACAGAAUUCGUAAUUUGUUAAUUGGUCUGUUUUUAUUUUAUUAUUGAUGAUGAGUACUUGUCCUUCGAAUAACAAUAGAUGAAACAUUUGCAGGCUAAUAUUAAUAGAAAUACUUAAAUAAAUAAUAAACUAGUACUCGUAUGUAAAACGGAUACGCAUAAACUAAAUCGUUUUUAUUUAUGAAAUUUUUCAAUAAAUAAAACAGAAUUACUUGUAAA